Molecule: messenger RNA, 2551 nt
Organism: Polyodon spathula (Mississippi paddlefish)
Lineage: Eukaryota; Metazoa; Chordata; Actinopteri; Acipenseriformes; Polyodontidae
Product: P protein-like
Exons: 21
Biological process (GO): melanocyte differentiation; transmembrane transport; melanin biosynthetic process
Cellular component (GO): melanosome membrane
Source: RefSeq, a predicted model, not a curated record
UACAUGGUGCUUCAUGACCCAAACUGUACUGAUGGUGAGGAAUCAUGGGAAAGCAGUUCCGCUGAGCUUGAGAAAAGAUGUCGCCUGGGAAGUGAGGUGACCAGUCUCUCCAGAUCUACCUCCUCUGAGAGAUGUGAUCCGCUGGACUCCCUCCAUUGGAACUUCACUCUUUCCAGCAGCUUAAGAUACUGCUUAAGAGAUCUGAAAAUCUCCAUGAUUUUCAUCAUUGUAAUGAUCUGCACGUUUUUUUUUAGCACAAAUCCUGACCAUGAAAACCCUUGGCAAAUGCUGUCAGUUUCAUCUGUGGAAAGCUUCGCUGUGAAUCUUACAGAUUUUGGAGAUCACGCUCUUUUAAAACUACAAGUCCGAGGACCGUUUGUGGACAGCGUGGCUGACAGGGAGAUGGAAGAAUACAUAGUCAUCCAAGUUGAACAGCUGGAAGACGCUGGUGUGAGGAGAAUGAGAAAACUGCAGGUAACAUACAAUUGGACCAUUCCAUUACAUCCCCAAAGAAUGGAGCAAGUAACCAAGAUGAGAACCUUUGAGAUGCUGAACAGUGUCCCCGUCUCUAUAGGCAUCCAGUCUUUCCUGCAAGACAGUCAGGUUGUUCCUCUCAGUUUGACUCAUCAGUUAAUCUUUGCCAAUGUGGAGACUCAAGUUGUAAUUGCAGCCGUCAUCCUGGCAGGAGUCUACGUUCUGAUUAUAUUUGAGAUUGUUCACAGGACUCUUGCAGCAAUGCUGGGCUCUCUGGCUGCUUUGUCUGCAUUGGCUGUGAUUGCUGAUAGGCCAAGUCUGGUUACAGUGGUGGAGUGGAUUGAUUAUGGAACCCUUGCGCUAUUGUUUGGCAUGAUGAUUUUGAUAUUUUCAGAAACUGGAUUUCUUGAUUACUGUGCUGUCAAGGCUUACCAGCUCUCCAGGGGAAGGGUGUGGCCCAUGAUUAUCAUUCUCUGUCUCAUUGCUGCCAUUCUGUCAGCUUUUCUUGACAAUGUUACCACGAUGCUUCUCUUCACCCCAGUCACUAUAAGGUUGUGCGAGGUGCUUAAUCUAGACCCGAGGCAUGUCCUGAUUGCAGAAGUGAUUUUCACAAACACUGGAGGAGCUGCCACAGCUGUCGGGGAUCCACCCAAUGUGAUCAUCGUCUCAAACCAAGACCUGCGGAAGAAAGGGAUCGAUUUUGCAGCGUUCACGAGGUACAUGUUCCUGGGAGUAGCUCUUGUUCUAAUGACGACCUUUCCAUUCCUGAGGCUGCUUUAUUGUAACAAAAAACUGUACAACAAGGAACCUAGUGAGUUGGUAGAACUAAAGCAUGAAAUCCAUGUGUGGAGACUCACGGCUCAGUGCAUUAACCCUGCCAGUCGUGAAGAGACUGCAGUGAAGUGUCUCUUGAUGCACAAAGUGCUGACUCUGGAGAGCCUUCUGAGGAAGAAGUUGCAAACAUUUCAAAGGCAAAUUUCACAAGAAGAUAAAAACUGGGAAACUAAUAUUCAAGAACUGCCAAAAAAUCACAGAAUAACAGACAGAAUCCUCCUGGUCAAGUGCAUCAGUGUUCUAGGAGUUGUAAUCCUCACGUUCUUUCUCAAUUCCUUUGUUCCAGGCACUUAUCUUGAUCUUGGAUGGAUUGCUAUGUUUGGGGCUCUGUGGUUGCUGGUUCUAGCUGACAUUCAGGACUUUGAGAUAAUCCUACACAGAGUGGAAUGGGCAACCCUCAUGUUCUUCGCUGCACUGUUUGUGCUGAUGGAGGCAUUGGCCCAGCUGCAGUUGAUUGACUACAUUGGAGAGCAGACCGCUGUAUUGAUAAAGGUAACUUAAUAUAAUGCCAAGCAUGUUGAUAACCUAAUCUGUAAUAUUUUCUGGGUUUCUGCUCUGGCAUUGUUCCUCAUUGACAACAUCCCAUUCACGGCCACAAUGAUCCCUGUGCUCAUUAAUCUAAGUCAGGAUGCUGAUGUGAACUUACCGCUGAAUCCUCUUGUUUAUGCACUUGCAAUGGGAGCUUGUCUUGGAGGGAAUGGGACACUGAUCGGAGCUUCUGCCAAUGUUGUCUGUGCUGGGAUUGCAGAACAGCAUGGCUACGGCUUCUCCUUCAUGGAAUUCUUCAGGCUGGGGUUUCCAAUGAUGCUUGUGUCCUCCUCCAUCGGUAUGUGCUAUCUGCUGGUCAUUCAUGUUGCACUCGGAUGGAACUCCUAACUCGCCCACAUGCUUGGACCAAAGAGCUCUGCUUCUGUUUUCAUCGUAUCCAUGAAUAGAGCUUGAUCAAUCUGUGGAAAAAGAGUUUGCAGCUUAGUUUAAAAUGACGGGCAACCCGAUUCUUGAUCGACCAAGAUACAAUGAUGAAAUGCAUGUGUAAUGCAUGUGUGCUGAGUAACACCACAAGGUAAUACUCUUUGUGCUAAGAGCACAUUUCAUCUGUAUUUUUUUUUUGUAAACUUGCCUUGCAGCAUUGAAUUCUGUACGAUGCUUGGGAGAUGUUUCACUGUUACAGUUCAUAUUUAACCCUGUAAAACCUGUUGUUCAUGAUAAAAUGCUAGCAUAUAUGAUGUGGUUGUACAGUUAC